This is a messenger RNA of Hypanus sabinus (Atlantic stingray), 689 nucleotides long. RefSeq names its product interleukin-6-like. Gene Ontology annotation, molecular function: growth factor activity; interleukin-6 receptor binding; cytokine activity. The coding region runs from base 1 to 600 and encodes 199 amino acids. Lineage: Eukaryota; Metazoa; Chordata; Chondrichthyes; Myliobatiformes; Dasyatidae. Gene Ontology annotation, biological process: immune response; positive regulation of cell population proliferation; T-helper 17 cell lineage commitment. The transcript is spliced from 5 exons. The record is from RefSeq and is a predicted model, not a curated record. Gene Ontology annotation, cellular component: extracellular region.
AUGAGGCAUCUACAGAGUUUUUACCUUCUACUCCUGGUGCUCUGUGGAGGAGUCGCCACUUUCCCGCUGACGGAGCGGACCGCUGCAGCCGCCCCGGGCUGCGCAACCUGCGACUCCCUGGCGCUGCAGAUCCAGAGCUCAGCGGCCGAGCUCCGGGAUGCUCAGCUGUGUGAGUAUUUCUCCUUCUGUGACGGGGACCAGGGAUCGCUGCUCACCCACGACUUCAACCUGCCGCAGAUCCGAUCUCAGGACCGAUGUACAAAGAUCAGUUUCCAUAAGGAAACGUGCCUGAAAGCGAUUGCAAAAGGCCUCCAUAAAUACAACCCUUUCUUAUUGCUGGUGGAAACAUCCAUCGUGCGUUCAAGUGAACAAAUAAUAUGGAUGCGGUCCAGUACCCAACGCCUCGCGGAACUGAUAAUGCACCAGUUAAAUGUCGAGUUUGGCAUCAGUACGGUGAGCGAGAGCGAGAUGGAAUCAUCUGCCUUAGGCUUAGUGACAACAACAGAGUGGAACAGACAAGUGAAUGCGCAUGUCAUCCUGCGAGACUUUGUCCGGUUCAUGGAGAAAUCAGCCCGAGCUCUUCGCUUUAUGAGUCUGUGAAAGUGGGAUCACCGCUAGAAUUGGCAGAACCACUUUUUAUAUAUACCACGAUCUAUUUAUUUAUUUAUCUAUUUAUUUCCCAAUGAUGA